This is a messenger RNA of Lathyrus oleraceus (garden pea), 393 nucleotides long. RefSeq lists its product as uncharacterized. The record is from RefSeq and is a predicted model, not a curated record. The transcript has a single exon. The coding region runs from base 1 to 393 and encodes 130 amino acids. Lineage: Eukaryota; Viridiplantae; Streptophyta; Magnoliopsida; Fabales; Fabaceae.
AUGCAAACUAGAGCCAAGAGUGGUAUCACUCAACCUAGACUUAAUCCUACACUUUUGCUCAGUUACAUGGAGCCUACUUCAGUUGGUCAAGCCUUGGUUUCCCCCAAUUGGUUUAAGGGUAUGAAAGAGGAGUAUCAGGCCCUUUUGAAUAAUCAGACCUGGACUUUGGUGUCACCAUCUGGUUCUAGAAAACCCAUUGGUUAUAAAUGGAUUUUUUUAGUGAAGGAAAAUCCUGAUGGAUCCAUCAAUAAAUAUAAGGCUAGACUUGUGGCGAAAGGGUUUCAUCAGCAAGCUGGCAGUGACUUUACUGAAACUUUCUCACCAGUUGUGAAGCCUGUUACAGUCAGAAUUGUUUUUACUCUUGCAGUCACACACAUGUGGACAAUUCAGUAG